Molecule: messenger RNA, 5234 nt
Organism: Leptomonas pyrrhocoris
Lineage: Eukaryota; Euglenozoa; Kinetoplastea; Trypanosomatida; Trypanosomatidae
Product: putative DNA-directed RNA polymerase III largest subunit
Exons: 1
Coding region: 414-5234 (1606 amino acids)
Biological process (GO): DNA repair; DNA-templated transcription
Molecular function (GO): DNA binding; methylated-DNA-[protein]-cysteine S-methyltransferase activity; DNA-directed RNA polymerase activity
Source: RefSeq, a predicted model, not a curated record
AGUGGCCAGAACAGUUUUGUACUUCAAUUGACGACCUUUUGGAGGGUGUGAAUCAGCAACAACAUUACAAGAAAGAAGGCCAUCGUAGUCUUUUCUGUUCUCGUCGUCAGCGCCGUAAGUGCCACUCCACACCUUACGUGUUGAGGACACGGCACUCUAAUCCAACUGAGCUGUGCCACUUCACGCUUCGCGCUUUGAUCCUUUCUCUGUUUGUCGUCUUAAAUCAGAACAGAGGAAGCGGGCCAAUCGUGUACUUUCUGAAGCGGUAGUGGUGAUCUGGCUGGCCUAAAACUUUGGGAAAUUCAAGAAGACCUGCGCAGUGAAUGCGUUGUUAGUGAGCGAAGACAAGGUUUUUUUUUCUCUUUGUCAGAGAAUAAAUUAUAGCUUUGAUUUGCCCUUUGUAUCCUUCUGUGAUGGCACUUAGCGCGUCCGCGACGGCGCAGUUCGUGCAACCGCUGUUGGACAAGCCUGUGGAGAUCACCUCCAUCAAGUACGGUCUCCUCUCCGAUGAGGCCAUCCACCGCCUCUCCGUGCUGCCGUGCCACCGCGUCAUCGGCAAUGAGAAAAACUUCGGCGUCAACGACGGCCGUCUCGGCCCGAGCGAUCGUCAGUCCGUCUGCACCACCUGCGGGCAGCGCAGCACCGAGUGCACCGGACACGCCGGCCACAUUAACCUUGAGGCACCAGUGUUUCACCUUGGCUAUUUCUCCACGGUGAUCCGAGUGUGUCGCACCGUCUGCAAGCGCUGCUCCAACGUGCUCCUCACGCGGGGGGAGCGGGACUACUACCUUCGCCGCCUGCGGUCGACCACCCUCGAGCCACAGCAACGGACCGCGCUCAUCAAGACAAUCCAGGAAGACGCCUACAAGACGCGUGUGUGCCUCGUGUGCGGUGGGUUGAACGGGACGGUGCGCCGCGUGCGGCCGAUGCGCAUUGUGCAUGAGAAGUAUCUCGUGGAACCGCGCCGCGGUGAGCAGGCGAACGAGGACCGCGAGGAGUUCCUUCAAGAUGAACUGCGCUCGGCGGUACUGCACAACGCCGAUGUAGGCUCGCAUAAGGAGUACAUUCACGAGUUUCUGCACCCGCAGCGUGUAAAGGAACUAUUCGAAGCUAUUCCUCUUGAUCAGGUUCCAUUGUUGGGGCUGCAGCCAGGGACCAAUCCAUGUAGCCUGUUGAUCAGCACGCUGCUGGUGCCCCCCGUCUGUGUGCGACCACGAGGCAUGUCCAUGACAAACCACAUUCGCGAGGACGACCUGACGACGCAGUACAACGAAAUCCUUAUCUGCUCUGACAUGAUGAACGACGGCACGAACGACGCCGCGCGCAGUGUGGAGACGUGGGAGCUGCUGCAGACACGUGUGGCACGGCUGCUGGACGCGGCGUUGCCCGGAUUCCCCUCGCACCUGCGCACAGUGGAGUGCAAGUCUUUCGCGCAGCGCAUGAAGGGUAAGCAGGGCCGCUUCCGCGGUAACUUAAGCGGCAAGCGCGUUGAUUUUUCAGGUCGGUCAGUCAUCUCACCCGACCCGAAUCUGCGCAUUGACGAACUGGCCGUCCCACUGCGUGUGGCGCGGGUGCUGACCUAUCCCCAGCGCGUCUUUGCAGGGAACAUCCAGCUGAUGCGUCGGCUGGUGCGCAAUGGCCCGUACGUACACCCCGGUGCGCUGACCGUCUAUUUGUCCAAAGAGCGCUCCCGCAAGUCGUUGCGCAACGCACGCGACCGCGAGGCCAUCGCCGCCCGACUCAGCAUCGGCGACAUCGUAGAACGCCACGUGAUGAACGGCGACUACGUCCUCUUUAACCGCCAGCCUUCCCUCCAUCGCAUUUCGUUGAUGGCACAUCGCGCGCGUGUGCUGCCUUUCCGCACCUUCCGCUUCAACGAGUGCUGCUGUGCGCCGUACAACGCCGAUUUUGACGGUGAUGAGAUGAACAUCCACGUGGUGCAGACGGAGGAGGCCCGCGCGGAGGCGAAGGAGUUGAUGCUCACCGCCCACAACAUCAUCACGGCGAAGAACGGCGAGCCGAUCAUCGCCUGCACACAGGAUUUCUUAACGGCUGCGUACCUGGUCACGGCGCGUGACGCGCUCUUCGAUCGUGCGUCUUUCACGCAAAUGGUCUCGCACUGGCUGGGUGCGGAGACGCAGUACGCGCUACCGGUCCCUGCCAUUUUGAAGCCUGCGGAGCUGUGGACGGGGAAGCAGCUGAUCGAGCUGAUCCUGCGCCCGUCCCCUGAGACACAACUCUUGCUGAAUUUGGAGGCGAAGACCCGCUUCUACUCCGGCGCCGGCGCGCACGACGACCCGGCGGAAGGUUACGUGGCUUUCUUGGACUCCGUGCUUAUCUCCGGCCGUUUGGACAAGAAGCUGCUCGGUGGAGGCGCUAAGGACGGUCUCUUCGCGCGCCUCUACGCCCUCAGCGGGGGUGAGCAGACGGCCACCUGCAUGACCCGCAUUGCACAGUUCACCUCGCGGUAUCUGCAGAACUACGGCUUCUCCCUUGGCCUCGGCGACGUCUCCCCAACGCCGUCGCUGAACAAGAAGAAGGCGGUUGUCCUGGCCGAGUCGUUUGAGCGGUGCGAGCGCAUGAUCUCGCUGGCCAAGACGGGCCGGCUGAUCCCGAAACCCGGUAUGACGGUGAAGCAGAGUUUGGAAUCGAUGCUAAACAGCGAGCUCUCGCAGGUGCGUGACGCGUGCGGCUCAGCUGCCGUGCAGGCUCUUGACGCCAAGUCGAACGCUCCGCUGAUCAUGGUGAAUUCCGGCAGUAAAGGUAGCGCGCUCAACACCGCGCAAAUGAUGGCGUGUGUGGGCCAGCAGACGGUGAGUGGGAAGCGCAUCAUGAACGCGUUUCAGGACCGCGCGCUGCCGCACUUCGCACGUUUUGCCGAAGACCCGGCCUCGCGUGGCUUUGUGGCGAGCUCCUUCUACUCCGGCCUCUCACCGACGGAGUUCUUCUUCCACAGCAUGGCGGGUCGCGAGGGCAUCGUCGACACCGCGGUGAAGACGGCGGAGACGGGCUACAUUUACCGCCGUCUGAGUAAGGCGAUGGAAAACCUGAGCGUCGGCUACGACGCCUCGGUGCGCAGCGUGCAGGGCGGCAUCGUGCAGCUCUGCUACGGCGAGGACGGCAUGGACCCGUGGCUGAUGGAGGGGAUGCACGGGACGCCGCUGAACUUGGAGCAGGAGUGGCUGAGCAACCGCGCCGCCUACGCCCGUUUCCGCACGCAGGUGGAGGCGGUGUUACGCGGGCCGGUGUCGAAGGCCGAGCAUACCGCGUCAGACUCACUUCUACGUGAGUAUGCAGCACUGUACGCGGAGUGGCACGCAGUGUCGCUGCUGCCAAGUGAAGUGGAAAGCUUUGUGCUGCGCUGCUUGCACGGGGAGGCGGCGACUCUGGCGGCGUGCGGGCGUGUGUUGGAGGCCGAGAACGCCAUCCGUCAGGGCGGUGCGUCGAUGUCGCGUGUCGCGCACAUGAAACUAUCCUCAUCUUCCACCGAGUUGGGUGGCCUGCGGGUUCUGCAGUUUUUUGCUCAGCACGGCACCGAGAAACUGCGAGGCGACUUCCAAGCCUUCUUCCACAAGAAGCAGGGGGAGCUGGUACGGCUUCGCGAGAAGCUCCAACUGCCCACGAACGCGCACGUAGGGACGCAGGACAGCCGUGCGGCGAUCACAGCACCGGAUAAAGCAUCACGCAACACGAAGCGCAAGGCCGCGCACCCCGGCGAGGGCGCCGUCGCCGUCAAUGCUAAGGAAAAGGCGACAACAGCGGCGGCAGCGGCAGCAGAGAUCCACGCUUUUGCCGAGUCUCUUCAGACGGAGCUGCUGCCGUUGACACGAGGCAUGCUGCUACACUUUCUCACGGCGUGUGCGCGGAAGCUGCAGCGGAAGCUGUGCGAGCCCGGCACCCCGUGCGGCGCCAUCGCUGCCCAGUCCGUCGGCGAGCCCAGCACGCAAAUGACGCUUCGCACGUUUCACUUUGCUGGCGUGGCGAGCAUGAGCAUCACGCAGGGUGUGCCACGUCUUGUCGAGGUGAUCAACUCGAACAAGAACAUCGCCACCCCCGUCAUCACCGCCCCCAUUAAGUUAGAGGAUGACUUCACCGCGAUGGAUCUCGGGAACGGAAGCCGCACGCCGUACCAGGCAGCGCGUGCGGUGAAGGGUUUAAUGGAGCGCGUGCUACUGAAGGAGGUGACGCGGGAGAUGGUCGAGGUCGUCACGCCGCGCCAGUACUAUAUUCAAAUCUUUCUUGACUUGGAUUUGAUUCGACGCCUAAUGCUGCCAAUCGACGCGGCCGUCGUGUGUCAGCGCCUCUACGCCGCUGCUGCGCGUCCCAUGUCUCCUCUGCGGCACCUGUCGGAAGGCUGUGUUCAAGUGAUCAGCCGGGACUGCUUGAUUGUGAUGCCCUACGAGAAGGACCCGUCCCGAGUCUACUUCAACAUCCAGCAUCUACUGACGUUGCUGCCCGAGCUGGUCGUCGGCGGCGUGCUCGGCGUGAAUCGAGUGAUGAUCGCGGAUAAGGGCGCGAAGCUGCUCGCAGAGGGCGCCGAGCUGCUCUCGGUGAUGUCGCUACCUUAUGUGGACGGCAUUCACACCACCUGCAACCACGUCGCCGUGGUCGAGCGUGCUCUCGGCAUCGAGGCGGCGCGUGAGACCAUCGUGAAGGAAAUCACGAGCAUCCUGCAGGCCUACUCACUGAACAUCGACAUUCGACACAUCUACCUGCUCGCCGACGUCAUGACGAGCCGGGGCGUGGUGCUGGGCAUUACCCGGUACGGUAUUCAGAAGAUGAACAACAACGUCCUCACCAUGGCCUCGUUUGAGCGCACCACGGAGCACCUGUACAACGCCGCCGUCGCGGAGCGCGAGGACGUCAACCUUAGCGUGUCGGAGAGCAUUAUCAUCGGGAAGCCCAUCCCACUCGGCACGAGCAGCUUCAACGUGUUGCUCGACAAGGGCAGCGUCGCACCGCCGGGCUGCAACACGGGACGGAUGGCGACACCGUCUGCCGCGGAGGCCGCCGCCGGUCUGUCCGCGGCUGCAGCGGCGAAGCGCAACGUCGGGAGGUCGGGCGCGAAGGUUGAGCUGACACCCAAAGAAGUGUACCUGCGCAACUCCUAUGCGGCCUGUGCGGCGGCGUCGUCGCGCGGCGUGAACGGCUACCACCAUCGUACUCCGCACGGCAACUACGCAUCGCGGCCGCUUUCCGCGGAGGGUGUGUUUCAGCUGGAUCUCUUUUCAUAG